UCAAUCAACAGCCCUACUCUCAUCGUCUGAAAAGCCAGAGGCCAAGAAAAAUCGAGCUUCCAGCAUGGACGCGGCCGAAGACCGCGAGGUCAAGCUCCAGCGCGCCUCCGGCGACCUCGUCAAGGAGUUCUCCGCCAAACUACCCUCCUUGCUGUGGAAGUCCGGCCCGAAGCACAACAGCCGAGUCCCACGCCGCUGGACCCCGGCGGCCAAGACGGAGAGACUCGUUGCGUUGCUGGAACCCUUCCAAGAAUGGCCCCAACUCCUGGACCCGCACCUGCAAUCCCUCCUCCCGCCCCUGGUGGACGCCUUCCUGGCCUACCUGCUCAAGUACCGUGAGGAGUACGCUGGUGCUGGUGCUGUUGCUAAUGCUGAUGCUACUGCGGCUGCCCCGCGCGAUUCUGCGGUGCAUCAACACUCCGCGUACCCGCUCCCCCGCGCGAUCAGCCGCCUCCUCUACACCUUCUGCAAGGUGCGGGGCGUGAAAGUCAUCAGCCGGUUCUUGAAUAAUGAGCCGAAGUAUCUGGAUCCGUUGCUGCGGGCGUUCAUUGCCUGGGAUGCGGAUGCUGCUGAUCAGACUGAGGCGCGGCCGUGGGAUGUGCCCCGGAGGAUGGUGUGGGAGGAGCGCUAUGUUAUGCUGAUGUGGUUGGCGCAUUUGUUGCUGGCGCCGUUUGAUUUGGCGUUUUUGUCGUCGGAGGAUUUGGUUGUGCCGUUUGGGAAUCUCCAGCAGGUGGCGGCAGGGACAGAGCAAACACCCAGGCUGGCCAGGGCGCUGCUUUCGCUGGCGUUGGAGUAUGUGCAUGUGGCUGGGAAGGAGCGCGAGGCUGCCACGGUGUUGUUGGCGCGGUUGGUUCUCCGGCGGGAUAUGCAGGCGUUGGGGCUUUUGGGGGCGCUGGUGAAGUGGGCUUUUGGGGUUUUGCUGCCUGCUGCUGCUGCUGCUGCUGGAAGUACGGAUUCUACGACUACUCCUAUGUCGGUCUAUACGUGUAUCGGCGUGUUGUCGUUUCUGGCCCGCUUGGCCGCGUCCGCCCAGGUGGAGGACUUUGCCCCCUUGAUUAUGCCCGUCUUUCAGCAGACGCUGCGCAUCGUGCAGGGCACCUCGGAGGUGUCGCAGGUCAUUCGGUCGUCGGCGUCGGCGAGGAAGAUUGUCAUCAAGAUCCUGCGCGCGCUGACGGUCAUGGCGCUGGCAGCCGGCGAGCGGGCAACCUGUGCACUGACCGAGGAUGAGGUCUCGAGUAUCCUGGAGGACUCCAUCGAUCACUUCCUCGUCUCGCUGGCGGAUAAGGACACCCCCGUUCGCUUUGCGGCCAGCAAGGCGCUGAGUAUCAUCACCCUCAAGCUGCACCCGGAGAUGGCGGCCGAGGUCAUCGAGGCGGUCACCGGCUCGCUGGAAGAGAACAUCCUGUACCAGAAGCCGGACGGCGCCAUCGUGACCCUCCUCGAGGCCCGUCGCAUCGGCAUGAGCAGCCUCAAACGCAACCUAAGUGCCGUUGACGCCCAACGAUGGCAGGGCCUGGUCCUCACCCUGGGCCACCUGCUCUUCCGUCGCGCGCCCCCCACCACCCAGCUGCCCGCCGUGCUGCAGCCGCUGGUCUCGGGGCUGGACUUCGAGCAGCGAUCCUCGACGGGCAGCUCGGUGGGCACCGGCGUUCGCGACGCCGCCUGUUUCGGCAUCUGGGCGCUGUCGCGGAAGUACACCACCCAGGAGCUCCUCGCUCUGACGACACAAACCACCAUCAGUACUCCCAGUGUCCAGGGAGAGCAGAACACCACCACCUUGCAGAUGCUGGCGAUUGAGUUGGUCUGCGCGGCCUGCGUGGACCCCUCGGGCAAUAUCCGGCGGGGCGCCUCGGCGGCCUUGCAGGAGCUGAUCGGCCGUCAUCCGAACACGAUCGCGGAGGGCAUCCCGCUGGUCCAGGUGGUGGACUACCAUGCGGUCGCGCGACGCUCGAGGGCGAUGAAUGAGAUCGCGGGCGCCACGGCCGCGCUGAGCCAUCACUACUGGAGUCCGCUGGUGGAGGCUCUGAUGCAGUGGCGUGGAAUCGGCUCGCCCGACGCCGAGUCGAGACGGCAAGCUGCGCGGGCUAUUGGAGGGUUGAGCGCCCAGGGCUCCUACCGGACGAUGCAGCAGGUGCUGGAGCGGUUGCUCGCGCGACUCCAGGGGAUUCCGCACGGUGAGGUGGAGACGAGACACGGUUGUUUCCUGGCCAUUGCCGCCACGGUCGAUGCGUUCCACGACCAGCGGGCGAAGACUAAGACAGGCAGUGAAGCGGUGGCCGUCGCCGGUCUGUUGGAUCGGGUCUGGGGUGUGUUCGAUUCGCCUCUCGGACCGACGAGGGAUGACCUGACGCUGCAGAGCUGGCGGCCCGAGCUGACUGCCGAAGCGUCGGCGUGUCUGAUCUACUCGCUCUCGCGAGCGACGUCCUCCCAAGCCGAGCCACGGCCCCCACCACCGUCUGCCACCGUCUUGGACAAGGCCCGCGAGGUGCUUCUGCUGUGCAUAUCGCGGAGCGAGGAUAUCUCGAUCGAGACGUCCUCGCAAGCCAUCUCGGAGCUGUGGCCUCUGCUGUCGUCGGAGACGCAGAGGGGGAUCCUGGAGGCGUGGUUCUCCCAUCUCAGCACCACCUGGAACCUGCCCACCGGACGCGGUCAGAUCGCUGCGUUGGGGGCGGUGUUCAGACGGCUGCCGCCGGACAGUCCCCUGCGGAAGUCGGUGAUUGAGAAUUUGGUCCGGUGUGCUGAGAAGGAGGAGCUGAUCGAGAAGCGGGUCUCGGCUGUGAAGAGCCUGACGAGCGGUAUUCUGCCGCAUAUUGACAUCACGGACAGUCUGGUGAACCACCUGGUCAGACUCUUGAACGAUUACACGACCGACCGCCGCGGCGACGUGGGCUCCCUGGUCCGCCUCGAGGCCAUCCAGGCCGCGGGCAUCAUCCUCCCCAAGAAUUCUAGCAGUAGUCGAGAUCAAUUCCGGGACAUUGUAGGCUGUCUCUGCCGCCUGGCGGCCGAGAAAUUGGACAAAGUCCGCAUCGCGGCCUGGCUCUGUUUGCAGAGUUUCUGGGAGACGGCCGAGGAGUUUCCCCCGCUGCUGAAUAAAUUCGACCACUUCAGCCACGUUUCGACGGCGGAAUACUUCCUCCAACUCCUGAGUCUCCAGCAAAUCCCCUGGCUGCGGACCCCCCUGUUCCAGGGUCUAGCGACCUCCGCGGUGGCAGGAAGCGAGGGACUCAUCCGUGCUAGUCGGGCAGCGCUGGUCAGGAGUUACUGUCUGCAGCAACAGGGAUACCUCCUCGCCCUCCUCACCGACCUCAGCAGAAUUCUGGCGACGAAUCUACAGGACGACCGCUACGCGAUCCCCGUGAUGGAGUUUGUGGGGUUUAUUCUCGAUGGUUUCGAGUUUCGGGAUUUUGGGGAUGUAGAUGGUGUUGGCUUGAGGGACGUCCUGAAGGAUCUCUUCGUGCUCAUCCAAAAAGCCCACUUCAAAUCCCCCAAUCUGGCCCGUCUGGAGGCCGCGGUCAGAGUCUACGCGCCGCUGUCGAGGGUUGCUGGGGAUGUUUCUGGGGUUGUGCCUGCCGCUGCGGGGGCGGUGCUGCAGAAGGAUGUUCGCAAGAAGAUGACGGGGUUGCUUUUGCAUCCUUUUCCGAGGGUCCGUUCCCUCACGGCGGAGUAUCUGUUCAUGGAGACCGGGGCGGAGGUGGUCAAGGUGGAGGACUGGACGCGGCCGAAUCGCGAGUUGAAGGGGGUGGUUGAGGUGGUGAGGGGGGUUGUUUUGUGAAUACUCAGAUCCGUCCGGGUUCCAGGUGUAAAUUAAGUGUUGGUUGGUGAUGAGGUUACACCCUUU
Molecule: messenger RNA, 3838 nt
Organism: Aspergillus aculeatinus CBS 121060
Lineage: Eukaryota; Fungi; Ascomycota; Eurotiomycetes; Eurotiales; Aspergillaceae
Product: tubulin-specific chaperone D
Exons: 7
Coding region: 65-3772 (1235 amino acids)
Biological process (GO): tubulin complex assembly; microtubule cytoskeleton organization; post-chaperonin tubulin folding pathway
Molecular function (GO): beta-tubulin binding; GTPase activator activity
Source: RefSeq, a predicted model, not a curated record